CGCUAUAGAGAGGAGUUGCUAGAGAAGCAAGCAAGCAAUCUGCGGUAGAACAGACGUAGAAGCGGAGCGAGGCGGAGAGAAAGUACACCGGGGAGAUCAUGGCGAAAAGAUUGCUACUCGAUUAUCACAAGAGUCUGCCGCUCAAUGGACUGCAAGCUUCUACAGUUUUGCUUCUCAUAUAUGGGUUUACCUGUGUGUGCAGUAACGAGGUGCUGGUCCCAGAGAGGGUGAGUGCUGUGCUGGGGAAGAACAUUACUCUGGGCUGCAGGGUGGAGGUGGGCACCAACCUCAGCCUCACCCAGAGCUCCUGGGAGCGUCGCCUGCCCUCAGGCACCAUCACCCUGGCCGUUUUCAACCCCCAGUUUGGCAUCUCCAUCUCUCCAGACUACGCCAGGCGCCUGUCCUUCCUGAACCCCUCCGUGCACGAUGCCACCAUCGUCCUGGAAGGCGUGGGAUUUCAGGACAUCGGGUCUUACACGUGUAAAGUGGCGACUUUCCCACUGGGCAACACGCAGGCAUCCACCACCGUCAAUAUACUAGUGGAGCCCAAGGUCUACGUCUCCGCCGGCUCUACGGCCCUGGUGGAUGGUGGUAAUGAAUCGGUGGCGGCCACCUGCAUAGCAGAGCGCGGCCGACCUGCAGCCGAGGUGUCCUGGGAGACUGAGCUGUUUGGCCGCUCUGAGGUCCAGACGCAGGACGAGCCCAACGGCACCUCCACCACGCAGGUGCGCUACGUGUUGGAGCCACGGAGACACUCCCAGGGCCACACGCUCACCUGCGUGGUGCGCCACCCAGCCCUGCAGACUGAGUUCAGGAUACCCUACGUGCUCAAUGUGCAGUUUGCUCCUGAGGUGACGGUGGUGGGAUAUGACCAGAACUGGUUUGUUGGUCAGGACAAUGUGAAGCUGGACUGUGGAGCCAAAGCCAACCCACCUGCCCACCACUUCUCCUGGACCAGGUUGGAUGGGCCGAUGCCUGACGGUGUGGAUAUAGUGAACAACACUUUUACUUUCACUCGUCCUCUGGAGAGAAAUGACUCUGGACUGUACAGGUGUGAGGUGUCCAAUGACAUCGGUCCACGCGGUCAGGACGUUCAUGUUUGGAUACAAGAUAUGGAGGAGGACAUGGAGAUUGACCGUAACGUCACUGGGAUCCUUGGAGAGGAUGUCUUCCUCCGCUGUCAGUACCUGGGACAGAAUGACAUCACAGACGCCUCAUGGAAACGCCCAGACUCUAGAAUGAAACGAUCGAUGAAGAAAUUAACAGGCUACAAGAACAACAAGACUUUCAGCAAAGACCCAGACUUCUCCGCCCCAGCCUCUCCCACUAAUCUGACUGUGAAGAUGAGGGUGUCUACUCUGGAGGCCCAGGGGGAGUACACAUGUGUAUUCGCCACCGAUGAAGAGGAGAUCACUAACAGCAUGUUUCUCACUGUUCUGGCUCGACCUGAUAUCUACACAGUGGUGACAGAGGACACAGACAACGCUACCCACUACCAGUCAGUCACAUGCUCAGCUACCAAUGGUAAACCUAUGGCUCUGAUUCGCUGGGAGAUCAACGGCAGCCCUCCUACUAACGAUUCCUCUGUGGGGAUGAGGAACACCAGUUAUACCAAUGGCACUGCCACUAUGACCAGCUUCCUUCGCUUCCCCACCCACCUACAGGAUCAGGACAGGGUGACCUGUGUGGUCCAGCACCCAACCCUGCCUGACCCCACCACACAUGUCACAGUGAGAGUGGAGACCUUCGAGUCCCCUGUGAUGCAUGUUUUUGUUGUGAGGCAGAGGGAAUCUCCUCUGUGGCUGGCUGUAUGCGAGUACAGAGGGGGCAGGUUCGGAGCACACCUCUCUUGGGUUCUACCUGACAACGCCACAGGCCACAUCUCCUUCCGCUCUGGGUAUGAAGGAGUGAGAGUGCUAACCAACCUCACCUAUGAGUUCUCACUGGCCCUCCACGAGGGUCAGGACCUGAUCUGCCUCAUUCAAAAUCGCCAUGGACUAAAGGAGAGGAGGACAGUCCAUGUCCCCAAAUACUACAUCUCAUCUGUCAGAGUACUGAAUCAAACCACUCCACUGUACAAACCUUAUGGAGACGAGUUCGUUAUACAUCGAAUGUCCCUAAAGGAGAAUUUCCACAACCAGAGGAUCCUGCUCAAAGUCUAUGGCAGUGUGCCAACUUACAGCCUUACCUGUCAGAGAAAUGACGGCACAUUGGUCCAGAUGGAUGGUCGUGCUCUGUUGUUCCAAUCAGAGGUCACGGAGCGGGAGGCGGGCCUCUACACUUGCCAAGCCUCUUUCUACCACCAUCAGGCCUCGGUCCUCAUUCAAGUGGAGGUCACCAGUGAAGAUAAACAGCUCAGUGAGUGUACACUCACCUUAUCAUGCAUCAGUGAAACAACAAUAUUGAUUGUCUUCAUCGUCUGUCUCUCCUCGGCUGCAGCCAUCACGAUCCUCCUUGUCACUCUGUGUGUUUUCUGCAAAAUAAAUGGAGACUGCCUAGCAUCUAAGAAGCUGGAGUCGCUGGCACCCUUGACCUCUCUGACCCAGGAACUGUGCUCUCCAGAGCUGAGGAAGGGAAAGACAGUGACAGUACCAGGAGGGGGAGGCCAGGAGUACAACCAGCUGCUCAGCGACUCUAUUGUCAUUGAUGCCAGAUCCACUGUGUAAAUGACAGUGUGUGUCCCUACUGGCACACUARUACCUAUAUAGAGCACUACUUGUGCAUUGUGCCAUUUGAGACUGAAUGAUUUUAUUUGCCUUUUUUUUUUUUUUUAAAUAAACAUUUAAAUAAACUUGACCGGGAUAGACUUUGCCCCUAAAUUCCAUGGUGCAAAAACAUUAUAGAGUACAUAGAUCACUUUUUUUCUUUCUCGAUCAUUAGCCAGAUUUUGACUUUAGACACAACCACAGGCUUCUACUAUAUGUUAGAGUCCACGCUACAGUAUCCUGUGCAUCACUCUUACGUGGUGCAUGAUGCAGCUUCUCCUAAUGCCAAGUCAUUAAAAAUGCAUUARUUUGUGAAUUUUUCAUUAUUUUUAGUUUUGUUUAUUGGUGUAUUUCAUGCAUUGGUGUUUUAAAUAAUUGUAAUGUGUUGUAAAGAAAUGUAUUGUAAAACUGCUAAAAAUGUUGAGCGUAGCUUCUAUUUGUUUUACUGUUGUAUUAUGCUAAAGUUUGAAAGGUUAUUCAUUUUGGUUCGAAUGUAAAAUCUGGAGCAUUAUCAAUAAAAUUACU
Molecule: messenger RNA, 3230 nt
Organism: Salvelinus sp. IW2-2015
Lineage: Eukaryota; Metazoa; Chordata; Actinopteri; Salmoniformes; Salmonidae
Gene: nectin3a
Product: nectin cell adhesion molecule 3a
Biological process (GO): heterophilic cell-cell adhesion; homophilic cell-cell adhesion
Cellular component (GO): apical junction complex; adherens junction
Source: RefSeq, a predicted model, not a curated record